Molecule: messenger RNA, 842 nt
Organism: Procambarus clarkii (red swamp crayfish)
Lineage: Eukaryota; Metazoa; Arthropoda; Malacostraca; Decapoda; Cambaridae
Product: crustacyanin-C1 subunit
Biological process (GO): lipid metabolic process; response to reactive oxygen species
Cellular component (GO): cytoplasm
Molecular function (GO): pigment binding
Source: RefSeq, a predicted model, not a curated record
AGUCGCUUCUGCCUCGCAUUAUGAACUCGCUGGCCAUCCUGCUGGUCCUCGUGGCCGCCGUCGCUGCUGACAAGAUCCCGGACUUCGUGGUCCCCGGCCAGUGUCCUGCCGUCGACGAGAGCAAGUUGUGGACCGAACAGAAACCUAACCAUGCCAACAUUGUUGGAGAAUGGUAUGAAUUCGCUCUUACGAAGAACCCAUAUCAGCCCCUCACCAAGUGUGUCCGGAACGAAAUAUCCUUCGAUGGUAAAGUGUUUACUGCGGCGGCACAUGGCGUUACUGCUGACGGCAGCUUACUGAAGCGAAACGGAAAGUCGUAUCCUAGUCCCUUCGGUGAACCCCAUCUCACCUUGGACUUUGAGAACUCUUUUGCUGCCCCGAUUGUCUUCCUGGACACGGACUACACCAACUUCGCCUGCUUGUACUCCUGCGUCGACUUCGGCCAAAGUUAUUACACCGACUUUGCCUUCAUCUUCUCCCGCUCGCCCAGCCUGGCAGACAAGUUCGUGAAGCGGUGUGAAGCUGCCUUCAAGAAGAUAAAUUUUGACACUUCCCGCUUCAUCAAAACUCCCCAAGGAUCAUCUUGCAAUUAUGAUGUACAGAAAACUCUUUGAAUGUCUAUGCUGGAUAUGGAUAGACAUUCUGUACGUCACUAAACUGUUUCAAAACUAAAAAAAAAAUGGAUAGUAAAAAUAAUUCGAGUACUUUUCAUACGUCAAUGAGAAUGUUUCAGCGGAUUUAUGAAUAUACAUGAUAAUCAUUGUUGUAUAUGAUAAAAAUACAUAUACAUAUACAAAUAUUGUUUCCUAGAACCUAAUAUUUUAAAUAUAAUGUCCUGUAUU